Messenger RNA from Daphnia magna, 1639 nucleotides. RefSeq lists its product as uncharacterized. NCBI's taxonomy places the organism in Eukaryota, Metazoa, Arthropoda, Branchiopoda, Diplostraca, Daphniidae. The transcript is spliced from 7 exons. Bases 677 to 1372 code for a protein of 231 amino acids. The record is from RefSeq and is a predicted model, not a curated record.
ACUGCCUGACAAUUUCCCUCCAAUUUCACACGUGACUAUGUCGGCAAAAGACGUUUUGAUUUUAUCUCUGCAGCCUUUUUAUUAGAAAAUGGAAAAAGUUUUUGUUCUUUUUGAAUUUUCCAGUGGCGAACCAGCAGGAAUUGCCUCAAUUACUGCAAUCUUCAAACCUCCACUUAAAGGAAAUUUGAAAGAAAAUAUACAUGAAGUGAAAAAGUGGAUUAGUUGCAAGACUCAGCUGGUGAUGAGGUGGCCUCAUGAAGGUUGUCCAUCGGGACUCCAUAAUGUAAUUUAUCCAUCAAAACAUAGUGUUGACUCUGGGUUUAGAGCUGCUAUUCCCUUAGCUGUUUCUGAUAACUUGAAGACACUCAGUGAAACCAGGGCCAAAACCACCAUCAAUCACAGUCCGCUACCAAUAAGUGCUGAAGAUAUUCUUGCAUUAGAUCCAACUUCUCCAACCGAGAACACUUCUCCAAUAGAGAACACUUCUCCAAUAGAGAACACUUCUUCAAUGGAGACACCUUAUUAAAAAAGUAUCACCCCAUCAGCCUGCCGGAAAAAUCUUUUUGGAAAAGACAAGAACGACGAAAAUACAACCCCAUUCACUGAAAGAAGUACCAACAAAAAAAGGUCAAGUAAACAAACUGAAGGUUACGAAAAGGAACUCAAUGAACUGAAAAUGAAAGUCAGAAAGCUUGAAGAUGACUUAUCUACAGCCAAUAAAAAUUUAGCCGAAAAAGAAGAUGAGGUUAUGGAACUUGAAGAGCAAGUAAAAAGUCUACGUUCAUAUUUUUCAGCUCCCAUGGAUCUAAGUGAACGCAUGCACGAGAACCUCGUGAAAGUGGAAGACAUUUUGAAAGAACUGAAGAGUCAGCCUCAGCAAGUUAACAUUCAAAAUACGCCUUCAUCUUCUAUAACUCAAGGUAGCCCUGCAGUGUCACGACAACAAACGUCCAAUUCUGGAAAAAUGGUUACUCUUGACGGCAGCGUUAUGGUGGGAUAUAAUUCGCUGCGUGAUGCUUGCAUCUUUGGUAGAGGCGGUAAUUCUACCGAUGCUUUGAAUGCUUCUGUUGGCGCAAUCAUUGACUUUUUUAUGGCUCGUGAGGAACAAGCAAGCGUCAGUUUGUCUGGAAGACGUUGUCCUUCCAUUCCGGACAGCAUACCAAAAAAAAAGUUUCCCGAAGACCUCAAAAAGGCAAUUCAAAAUUUCAUCAUCGCCCGUUGGCCCAAAUGGCACACAGGCGACAAAUCCAUGACACCCCUGCGGGUGAAUGCAUCCAUUAAAGCAAAACUCAACGGCGCUCACAUCGCAUCAAAAAAAAAACCAGAAGAAAGUAGCUGCCGCUAUUGGAGAUAUUAUUGGAGAGAACAGUGAAGAUAUAGACGUAAUAUUAAUGACCGACGAGAACCCUCAGUCGGCUGACGACGACAAUUUAUCCGAAGACGAUCUUAUCUAAAUAAUCUCCCUGUUUUUUGCCUUCUAAUUAUCUUGGUCAUGUUGGUUUAGAUACGUGUUCACGCUGCCAGUUUGCUUGUGUUUUCACUGUAUUUUCAAUGUGUUUUUCACUGUGUUUUUCACUGUUUCACUGUGUUUUCACUGAUUUUAUUGGUUGAAAACUAUAAUACAGAAUGUUGUUAUAUA